AUGGUAGAAGCAACUGCCGGAAGAAUGGCAGGCCUAGAAGAGUGGAGGAGCAAGGUUUGCCAGGCGACUGAGCUCCAGCUUCCAACCUGCCGAGACCGUGAGACCUCACACAGAGAGACCCUCGUGAGGGUUGCGCCGUCGGGAGAUGCGCUUGUCCACUACGCAGAUGGACUGACACAGGACACCUUCAAAAUAUGCAAGGAGUUCCUGAGACCUUUCAAGAAAUGCCUUCGGAAGCUGAAUUUGCCCAAAGAUUUCCCAAAGGAGAAGAGGCUGAGCUGCACCCGCAAGAACCUGACCAUCCUCGGGGACCAUAUCAACAUGUUCCUCCAGCACUACUGCAAGACGUGGGAGCUGAAGCACUGGAAGAAGAUGCUUUGGAGGUUUGUCUCCCUCUUCUCAGCACUCGACGAGAGGCAGCUGUGCCGAUUGUACCGAUACAGCAAGACCGACCAAAUGGCCAAGUUCCUGAAAGCUUAUUGCCAGUUGGAAAGUCCCGACAUGGUUGUUCUGCCCGACUGUGGCAAGCUGAUGAAGCUGCGUGAUACCUGGGGCCUCCACGGCGGUGCAAAGAUGCAGGGGAAACUAAAACAGGUGUGCUCACUGUCGCGAGACUCUGACCUGCCUCUGGGAAGUACGUCAAAGAAGAGGUGAGUGGGAAGCAUCAGCUGUGCUCAGAUUGAUAGGGGUGCACA
Messenger RNA from Zootoca vivipara (common lizard), 695 nucleotides. It is a transcript of the gene CHCT1, whose product is annotated as CHD1 helical C-terminal domain containing 1. The record is from RefSeq and is a predicted model, not a curated record. Lineage: Eukaryota; Metazoa; Chordata; Lepidosauria; Squamata; Lacertidae.